Messenger RNA from Theileria orientalis strain Shintoku, 636 nucleotides. RefSeq lists its product as uncharacterized. The transcript has 3 exons. The record is from RefSeq and is a predicted model, not a curated record. Lineage: Eukaryota; Apicomplexa; Aconoidasida; Piroplasmida; Theileriidae. Bases 1 to 636 code for a protein of 211 amino acids. Gene Ontology annotation, molecular function: protein binding.
AUGGUAAAAUUAGCUAUAUUCGACUACGUUACGUCAGUAACAGGGAAUAGGAUCUACUUGAACGUCCUGAAGGAUGAAAAUAUAAAGGAGGUGAAGGAAAAGUUGCUUCUGCAGGUGAAGAACAACCUAGAUAACAAGGAUACUAAGACUAAAAUUAAAAAGGUGAAGCGUAAAAAUAGUGUCAAAAGUGAAAUGACAGCAGAGUCGUUGAUAUUGUACCUGGGAGCGAUAAUUUUAGACGAUGAAAAGAGUAUAGAGGACUAUAAUGGGUCGGACUUGCCUGAACUUUCGUUGAGUUUAUACUCAAGGGUGGACAUAAAGGUGGUAGUGACCACGUUGAAAGGAAUAAGAUGCUUCGGAAUAAACUACACACCAAUAUUCUCGUUCAUUUUUAAGAAGAAAAUUGCUUUUAAAAUGAUAGACCAGCAGACGGUCUUGGAAAUAAAGAAAAAGAUACUAUCACAAUACCAGUUUUCGAACAAGAAAGGAGAGACAAUUAAAAUCGAGGACUUAAAUCUAAUACAUGACGGGUACGAGUUGAGUGACAACCUCUGCCAAAUUAAUGAGAUGAACUUCAAGGACGAUAUGAAAAUAACACUAAUAGUGCCUUACGGCUAUGCCAUGAAGAAAUUAUAG